UGUCUCCAGUGGGCCUCUGCAUCCACAUCUGACCAGUCGGCGAGGGCGACUCCAGUUUCCGCACCAGAUGACCAAUCAAGAGGACGAGGGACGCCCAGGCGACGGCGGCAGCGGCGGCGGCAGCGUCGUGUCGCAAGGGUUGCCUGUCCCACAGGCGCCAGCCGAGCCCCGCUCUCUCUUCGACGUCGCGCAAAGCGACGUUAGUUCCGAGGAGGGCACUACCGAAACAGCUCUCACUGCAGUCCCUCAAGAUGAUGACGAAGUGUUCGUGGGCGAGACGCAGCACAAGCUGCAGUUUGGGCCGGCGUAUGGCGGUUCUGCGGCAGAUCUCCGUACAGCCGCCCGCCAGUCGGCGCCCGACGAAGCUCCGCCAGUUAGGCGCUACAGGGGCUCCCAGUCGACCGAGAACCUGCCCUACGCUGUUGAGCAGUCGCCGCCACUCAGGGGGGCAGCGCGUCGUUCCGACAGGGGGAACGUGGUGAGGCAACACCGCUUCCACAGUGAUGGCGACGUCCUAGAGGACGAGCUUCGUUACGGCGCGCUGUCCAGAAGCGGAACGGAGUGGUACCAACCACCACCCUUACAACGACAAAUGAGCGAGGACAUGCUAUGUGCCAGGUGCUACAGGGACCCCCAAUCAAACAGCAAUCAACAGUUUCCUGAUGACGAACAACUGCGGCAAAAGAAGGUGGCGUACCACCUUCCGGACAGACUGGACGCAGCGAGGCACCAUCGCUUCCACAGCGCGGGCGACAUCCUCGAAGAAGAGCCCGUGGUACAACUGAGGCGAAAAUUGCGGCAGGCUGAGCAGCUGGAACGGACGUCUUCACUCUCGCGAAACGUCAACGGCUACCGUGGUAGUCUUCCUCCGCAGCGAACUUCGUCAUCCAGGGUCUCUAGCAUUGGUGACAAGAUGGUGUUGCAAAUGGCACUGCCACAAAGAAUCACACAACAGUCACGACCCAACAGUCUGCCUGUCUCUGUUGAUUCUUAUUCUGCCUCACAAAGACGAACCAUUAGUGCUUCAAGUAGUCGGCAGGAUCUGCUGCCUAGGUCAGCAAGCCGUCAAUCGAAUGACUCGGUAUUUCUUGGAUCCUUAGUAUCAACUACAGAUCUUGCACCAACUGAGCAACAGGAGAAGAUUAGGUCUUUCUGGUAUUUGUUGACAAUAGUCUUAAGCAGCAUCUAUGCUGUGUUCCUUGUCAGUGUGGGUCUCCUAAUUUAUAUUUCUGACAUUUUCAUAGAUGUUAGUCCAGUGUCUGAGAUUUUCAACAUCUAUCUAGUAUGUGUUGGUCUACUGUAUUUUGUCUUCUUAUAUAUUGACAUAACAUGCUACACAAGGAAAGAAAAGGCAAAAACAUGUGUAAGUCAUGAAGCUGAGUCAAUGGAGUAUGUUGAAUAUGUGGAGUCACCAGAGGGUGACCUAAAUGUCUCAGUGCCUGUGCCGAGUGCCAAAUUAGCAAAAAAUGUUGAAGAUAUGCCAGAAGAAACAACAGUGCAUCAAUACUGUUUCAGUCAAGGACGACAUUCUGGGAGUUUUUAUCUCAAAUUGGGGGCUGCAGUGUUCUGCUUUGGACAUUUAACACACUAUGGACUUCUAAUAGGAUCAGAAUUUAUUUCGUUGACAUCAGCAACAGAUGAAAUUCAUUCUUGUACGAAUGUUCUUAUGCUUGUCCUGGAUAUUAUUUAUCCUGUGUACUCAUUUUUCCAACUGUUUUUCAUAUUCAAAUAUUCAAAUGUAAUAAUAAAUAAGCUACAGAUUUUAGGAAGAUUUGCAUUGAUGCAUUGUAUAGCAACCAGUAUUUGCUUCUGGAUGUGGACCAUCAUGCGUGAAACACUGCUUGCUCUGAAUGGAUAUAGCAGUUCAAGUGAAAACUACAUAUCAGUGAUGGAAAGUGAAUCUCCUGUUGCUAAUUUAUUUAAAAAAUUAAGAUCAGUACUGGUGGAUGCGUUUCUGGAAUCCAGCAAUAACAGCAGUGUUAACACUUUUAUUGAUCCUUAUUGUUCAAAUUAUACUGGAAUGUCACUCAUUUACCAAAAUGUUUCUCCGUAUUUAUACCCUUUCUCAAUUGAGUACAGUAUUCUUAUAGCUGGUGUUUUGUACAUCAUUUGGCAGAAUAUAGGGCAAUGCGGCACAGUGACAGGAGGGCACUGCAAGCUCUUGAUGAACCCUGAAAGCAGUAAUUUGUCCAUUCAUGUUGACUGUCAUUCAGCAAAUAAAGGACUCUUUGCUGGAAUCAUUGUGCUUUUAACUUCUGUCGUGAGCAUCAUACUAUUUUUUGUUGCAGUCACUGAUUCAAAUUAUGUGACUAUUGGAGUGGAUGUACAUAUGUGGACAGAAUUUGCAAUUCUGAUUCUCAUGACAGUUACAGUCUUGUUUGCAUACUGGCAAAUAAUAACUUUGGAUGUUAAUGAACACCCUAUAUCACUCCUAGAUGAUUUGUUGCUUGCAGUCUGCUUGCCAGCUUAUUUCUUCUAUGCAAUAUUAAGCCUUUAUCCAUCUGUUGUAUACAGUGAGAUAGUCUUUAGUACCAUCAUCUUGCUUCGGGUCUUACAAGUGCUAAUACAAACACCAUUCAUCAUUGAUGGUCUUCGCCGCUGUAGCAACACUAGAUCACUUCGACAGAAAAAGCCAGGACGUGAAGUUGUGACGCUUUUGAUAGUGUGCAAUAUUGCAUUGUGGAUGAUGCAGACAUUUGAAAUAAAAUCUAGUGGUACAAAGGAUCAUAGAUACGAUUUUUAUGGGAAAAGAGCAUGGACAAUUAUAGGACAUUUGCCUAUACCAUUAAUGAUGUUCUAUAGGUUUCACUCUUCUGUAUGCUUGGUGGACAUAUGGAAAUCUGCAUAUGAGCCCGGAGAAUGAUGACUGUGUAUCAUCAGACUAAAAACUGAAUUAGUCAAACUGGAUGCAAGCAGUUAUGUGAAAAAGGAGAGAGGUGUACUGAAACUCUCACUGCUAAAUUCCAUAUGAAAAAUACUCAGUCAAUAGUUAUAAAGUAGUAUGUAUUUAUUUUCAUUGUAUUGAUUCUUUUUUAAUUGACUGAAUGAGAACAGACUAUAGUUGUUACUUUAUUUGAGAAUCAGCAAUCAUUAAUAUUAUACUGUUGUCAGUAUUCGUUAAACUUUGUUUAAUGCUUACAUGUGAUAAAAUCUCAUUUAUGAGCUAUGAUGGAUUUUCAUUGCUGUUGAUAACAGACAGUAACUGUAUGUUUCCCUGCGUGUCUUUCUUUGUGGAACAAAGUGUACUAUCCUUCUUUCCAGUAUAAUACUUAGAUAAUACUGAUUUGUAUGUUAUAUUUGUGUUCACUUUGGUCAGCAAUGUAUAAAUAUCACCUUCAGGUAUUUAGCUAGAGUAAUAAAUGUUAUUAUGAAUAAAA
Messenger RNA from Schistocerca gregaria, 3377 nucleotides. Its product is annotated as proton channel OtopLc-like. Gene Ontology annotation, cellular component: membrane. Bases 68 to 2863 code for a protein of 931 amino acids. Lineage: Eukaryota; Metazoa; Arthropoda; Insecta; Orthoptera; Acrididae. Gene Ontology annotation, molecular function: proton channel activity. Gene Ontology annotation, biological process: proton transmembrane transport. The transcript is spliced from 18 exons. The record is from RefSeq and is a predicted model, not a curated record.